This is a messenger RNA of Rubroshorea leprosula, 841 nucleotides long. NCBI's taxonomy places the organism in Eukaryota, Viridiplantae, Streptophyta, Magnoliopsida, Malvales, Dipterocarpaceae. The record is from the annotation of a GenBank genome assembly.
GGCGCUCCCGCCGCUUAUGCCAAGGAGAUGGAACGCCUUUCUGCUAAGGAAUCUCUCCUCCUCGCCUUUAAGGAUGCUGGGGGUUUUGAAGCUUUGGUUACGGGGAAGCUAACAGACUUGCAACGGAUUGAUGUGAAUGAGAGGAUAAUUGGUCUUGAGCGGCUUAAUCCAACGCCAAGACCAACAACGUCACCCUUUCUGGAAGGUGGAUGGAACUUUGAGUGGUUUGGAUCUGGGAAUCCAGGGUUUUUUACUGCUACAUUCUUUUUUGAAAGAUUCCCCUCAAGUUUGGCAAAUUUGUCAAAAAUGGAUGUAGCAAUUAAGGAUGGAUACUCAAAGAUUACUGCAAACUUCAAAUUCUUGAACUCGAUAGAAAGCAAAUUUGUUUUGUCAGCCAAGUUAUCUGUGGAAGGACCACUUCGAAUGAAAGAAGAAUAUGUGGAAGGGCACCUUGAGUCACCAACUAUUGUUGAAGAGAGAGUACCAGAACAACUAAAAGGUCCAUUUAAUCAAGCUGUUGCUACAAUGCAGCAGGUUCCUGUUCCUGUUAGGGAUGCAGUGACAAGUGGACUGAGAUUUCCUCUGAAUGGGACAUUCCAGAGAAUGUUCAUGAUUUCUUAUCUUGAUGAAGAGAUCCUUGUAAUAAGAGAUACUGCUGGAAUACCUGAAGUUCUUACGAGGUCAGGUGCACCCUCACCUCCCAUCACAGAUCCCAUGUCAGAGUAUGAGAGCUAGAGAUUCAUGUACAUCUAUGAUGUAUUGCAAUUAAUUUUCUCUUUUUCACUUUUACCAGUAUACUGCUGAAACUAAAAUUACAAGGCAAUAAAAUUGAAGGUUUAAU